ACCCACUGAACGCGUUGCUUAAGCUGGACAAGAGUCAAAAGCAGGAGAUUCUGUCCUAUUUGAAGACGUUCUACGAAGGCAUUCCAAUAAAGAAACUCUUUAAACGCAGCCAUCAUCAGCUGCAUAUUUGCAAAAAGUUAUUGAUGGAGAAUAAAAAUCGAUCAAUUAAGAUGAAUGAGAAUUUCAAGCCAGCUCUGACCUCUGGUAGCAAAGAACCACUGGUAUCUUCCAACGUCACUUUACCGUCAACACAUGUUCCUGGAAAGUCCGUGGCCUUCACCAAGAUUUCGAAGAAGAACAGAGCAACAGCUCAGGGAAAGACUAAACCUGAAACGAUAAAGAAAAAGGAAAGUCCAUUGUUGCUGGCGUUUCAAAAUCAAGAAAAUGCUGUCAAGAAUAAGAAUGUUGACGUCGUCACGACCAGAUCAAAAAAGGAAAAAGCGAAAACGACUUCCAUUGUGGACUUGAUGGGAAAGCAGACGAAACAAGUCGAAGAUAUUCCCACAAAAAAACAAAGUGGCAAACUGAAGAAAGGGAAAAAGUCGAGUGGAGUGAGCAACAAGAUAGAGAAUUACGUUGAUAAGAAACGAUCGCGGGAGGGUGAGGAACAGGAUGGUAAACCCAGUGGAAAGAAAGCAAAACUGGUCAAUAAUGCACCGGAGUUUAAGAAACCAAGAAAAGGUCAAAAACGGAAAGCAAGAAGCAUGGAAAGCAAGGAAAAUGGCAACACCGUGGAAACACAGGGUAGUAACUCGGAUCCUCUGGGAAAAUCUCCAAAAUGUCGAAAGAUUUCAAGUGAUGAUGACUUCAUCAAACCCUCCACACGUAGUUCUCGGCCCAAAGUGGAUACGAAUAAUGAUGCGACAGACGAUUGUGGGACUGGGAAGCAGUCUUUGCGAAAAUCACGAAGAUUACAAGAAAAGAAAGAUGAUUUGGCGGACACCAGGAUUGCUCUUGUAGAAACAGAUGAUAAGAGGGCAGAGAACGCUGUUAUUGAAGUGCUUGAAGUGAAAGAAGAUUGUUCCAAACAAGAUGGCAAAGUUCAGGCACACGAGAACGAUAUAAAAGUUGUUGAGGGUGAGCCAUCGAAGGUAGUCGAGGCAACCACGGAGCCAACAUCGGAGGUAGUCGAGGCAACCACGAAGCCAAAAUCGGAGGUAGUCGAGGCAACCACGAAGCCAAAAUCGGAGGUAGUCGAGGCAACCACGAAACCAACAUCGGAGGUAGUCGAGGCAACCACGAAGCCAACAUCGGAGGUAGUCGAGGCAACCACGAAGCCAACAUCAGAGGUAGUCGAGGCAACAACCAAGAAUAUGAACGAGGACUCUGACGUUAGCUCUUCUGCGGUUUUAUGGAGCGAGUGUUUCAAACCGAGGAACUCAACAGAAAUCCUGGGAAACACCAACGCUGGUGGAAAAUUAAGGAAUUGGCUGUUUGAGUGGAAGACGUUGAGAGAGAAGAGAUUGGAAGCUUUGAAGCGACACAAAGAAAAGAAACACCAAAAGCUCGCUGCUAAGAAAGGUAAAAAGGAAACAUCAAGUUGGUGGCAGGACGAUGAUGAUGAUUCAGAUUUUUAUUCAAGUGAUGACAACGAGGAUGAGAACUUCGAUGAUGAAGAUAUUUUAUGCAAUACGAUGUUAUUGUCUGGUCCUGUUGGCUCUGGGAAAACAUCUUCUAUUUAUGCUUGUGCUGAAGAGCUUGGAUUCAAGGUUAUCGAGGUAAACUCGUCCACGAAGCGAGGUGGUAAAUAUAUUUUAUCAGAAUUACUGGAAGCCACACAGUCCCACCAGGUUUCCACGAAGCGUGGUAUGCAAACUGAACUAUUUCCUCGGGCUGCUCCGUACGAAGAGAAGAAGAAAGAGCAGAUGAAGGGAAAUAAAAAGAAGAAAGGACAGUCAAAGAAGAAGGAGCAGCUUUCUGAUGAAACUCAACUUCAAGGACCGAUGUCCUUGAUUUUACUUGAUGAAGUCGAUAUCUUGUUCGAAGAAGACAAAGGAUUCUGGGUGUCUGUGAAUACUCUUCGACAGAAUUCCAAGCGGCCUAUUGUCAUGACUGCAUCAGAUCUUACUGCAAUAGACAUUGAUGGCGAGUAUGAACAUAUAAUACUGAAAUCACCUUCACUCAAACUUUAUGCUGCGUAUUUCCAAACCGUUUGUUUAACAAAGGAUGUAUUUGUCAAUCCGUCUGACGUACGAGCACUUUCCUGGCUGAAUCACGCAGAUAUUCGUCGUUUGUUGUUGAACUUGCAGUUCUGGAUCGACUCUGCUGCUGGUGCUUGUGAUAAACGUGGAAUAACAAUUAGGAAUGACAUUGGAACUAGUGCUGGAAUUCUGAGUAAAAAUGACGUGGAAUAUGGUCAAGCAAACACCACUCAACUUAAUGCUGGAAAUGCUAUCGAAAUGGACUCGACAGUGAGGACACAAGAAGAGUGUGAUGGCAAAGUUCUAUCUGUUAAUGCAAAUGUUGAUAAUGAUACAGCCAGUUCUUGUAGUCCAAUUGAAGUCGAAAGUAGAUUAGAUAAGAAAGGUUCCAUUCAGAAUUCCAAUGAUGAAAUGCUGGCAUUGGACAAGAUGGAGAAAUUGCAAUCAUUGUCUAAAAAGAAGAUUGAUAGCACAAAAAAAUUUGAUGUGAUCAAUGACAACAAGGAUUGUGAACGGGGAGAAAACGACGAACUAGGGAAAAUGAAGAAACAUGACACAAUUUCAUCACAGAAGGCACCGAUAGAGAUGCAUAAUCUAUGUUUAGAGAGUAUGUUAGGAAUUCGAAAUAUUGACAACAACGUUGGAAAUGUUUUUGAGACAUUGAAGUCUGAUUUGAAAACUAAGGUUUCUUUUCGACAAAAAUGUUUGGUGACUUCCCAUUGUCAGAGUAUGAACAUGGAUAUAUUGUAUUGUAAUCUUGAAACAAUACUGCCUUGUGUAUUCUCUUCUAUAAACAAGGCUCGUGACAAUCCUUUGAAUCCAAAACCUGGUGAUGACAACGGUCACUCUUUUGAUACGGAAAAUGGCGCAGAAUCCCCAAAGGAUGAAAACGACGUCGUGAAUGAUGGAAUUGAAGAUGAUGCAAGUCAUGCAACGGUCUCAGAUGAAGAUAUACUUUCCAAGAAACUUGAUGGGAUUUCGUUGACAUGUCUCGGAAAUUUCUAUGAAGUUAUGUCAUUCAUGGAUGCAGAACUUUACCGGUAUGAACCAGGAACAUCUGAAGAAAUAUUUGGUGCAUGGUCAGCUAGGAUAUCACCUGGGCUCAGUGAUUCUGCUGGGAAGCACACCGCCAGUCAAACACCUUGGAAAACAACGAAUCUUCAGAAUGAGCUUCGAGGAGCAUUAGAGGUGGCAAGUCUGGAACACUCACGUCGAAAGUUUCAUAAUCUUUGCAGCCGUAAUGGAGAGCAGAUGAUGAGAUAUGCCAAUAAGUUAAUGUCCCAGCCUUGUACUACGCUAUCGUGUUCAAGUGAUAUCAAAAACAUCGAUUCAAGAAUCUCGCCGAAUUGUUGCGAUGAAAUGGUAGCAGAUUCAACAAAUGCUUUCAGUGAUCUUGAUGGUGAAAGAUGUCUGCAAGUGACGACCCUGUCAGAAAACCUUGUCAGUAAAACAAGAAAACAAGAACAAGAUUUUUCUUCUGUUUCAUCGUAUUUGCCCGAAAUGAACUGUCUCAAUAGAAGAGUCAUUGUCAUGGAUUACAGACCAGCGCUGCACAACAUCUGUAAAGACGAAUCUCUGAGGAAAGCCGCGCGCAUCAAGCGAAGAUUCUAUCACUACUUUGAUUCAAUAGGACUUCAUAUCCCUUCGUCUGUAAUUCAAUCCCUGACAGAGGAUAGUUAUUUUAGUUAAU
Dendronephthya gigantea is the source of this 3831-nucleotide messenger RNA. Its product is annotated as ATPase family AAA domain-containing protein 5-like. Lineage: Eukaryota; Metazoa; Cnidaria; Anthozoa; Malacalcyonacea; Nephtheidae. The record is from RefSeq and is a predicted model, not a curated record. The transcript has 14 exons. The coding region runs from base 144 to 3830 and encodes 1228 amino acids. Gene Ontology annotation, cellular component: nucleus. Gene Ontology annotation, molecular function: DNA binding; ATP hydrolysis activity; ATP binding.